Hyaloscypha bicolor E is the source of this 723-nucleotide messenger RNA. Its product is annotated as HET-domain-containing protein. NCBI's taxonomy places the organism in Eukaryota, Fungi, Ascomycota, Leotiomycetes, Helotiales, Hyaloscyphaceae. The transcript is spliced from 2 exons. The annotation marks the transcript as partial. The record is from RefSeq and is a predicted model, not a curated record.
AUGCGGCUCCUCAAUGUCUUCACGAUGAAAUUGGAGGAAUACUUUGGAUCUCAAAUACCAGGAUAUGACAUUCUAUCGCACUGUUGGGGAACAGAAGAGAUUACAUUUGGAGACAUCAACGGAUCGACUUGGCGUGAAAAAGAUGGAGCCUUAAAAAUUGUUAACGCCAGCUUUCAGUGUCGGAGUCGAGCUAAUCACCAAAGGAGGUAUAUCUGGAUCGACACCUGUUGCAUCGACAAGAGUAGUAGUGCCGAGCUCUCCGAGGCUAUCAACUCUAUGUAUAACUGGUACAAACGGUCAGUUGUCUGCUUUGCCUACCUGGGGGAUGUGGACAAGGAUGUCGAGGAUGAAAUAAGGAAGAGCAGAUGGUUCACCAGAGGUUGGACGCUCCAAGAGUUGGUCGCCCCUAAAGAAGUCAUAUUCUUCGACAAGAAUUGGAACUACCUUGGAGACAAAAACACUUUAUCAACACUUCUUUCUCAAAUUACCACAAUUCCAGAAGCAGUCCUGGCCAACCCUCCUCGACACAGAUCCUGUAGCCUGGCGAGAAAAAUGUCUUGGGCAGCCGGUAGAGAAACGACUAGAGAGGAAGACAUAGCUUAUUGCCUUCUUGGAUUAUUCGAAGUAAACAUGCCUUUGCUUUAUGGAGAAGGUGCGAGAGCAUUUAUCAGGCUGCAGGAAGAGAUCAUCAAGGAAACGGAUGAUCAGUCACUCUUUGCUUGG